Molecule: messenger RNA, 561 nt
Organism: Medioppia subpectinata
Lineage: Eukaryota; Metazoa; Arthropoda; Arachnida; Sarcoptiformes; Oppiidae
Source: the annotation of a GenBank genome assembly
GUGAAACCAACAGAGUUAUUAUUACGAUGCGGCACAUUAUUACGCGAACAGCCCGGCACUGAUUUCAAUAUCAGCCAGAUAAUCUCGCAUGAAAAAUAUGACGAUCCAAAUUAUGACAUAGCCCUAUUGAAAGUGGUUGGUGAAAUUAAGCUUGGCACAUCUGCCAUAGACAAAAUAGCUCUCCCAUCGCAAGAUGUUGACCUAGCACCUGCAGGCGCGAUUACCACGGUGACCGGAUGGGGACAAAAUGCAUCAGGUUAUUUAUCAGAAAAGUUACAGACAUUGGAUGGACCGGUGGUCGAUAGGGAGACCUGUAUUAACGACUACAAAGACUUUGAUGCUAACGGUGUGUACCGAAUAUCAGAUUACAUGUUUUGCGCCGGUUAUGAUGAUGGUAAAAAUAAUUCGUGUCAUGGAGAUUCAGGUGGGCCAUUAAAAUAUAAAAACACCUUGGUGGGCGUUGUGUCAUGGGGCCCAGGAGAUUGCACCCAACCUCACUAUCCAAGUGUUUAUACACGGGUUGGAAAGUUUAGAGAUUGGAUCAAGGUGCACUCUGGAAUU